AUGGCAAGGACUCGUUUCGCGGCGAUCGCCGUCCUCACCAGCUUCCUCUCAGUCGUCGUUGCCGGCCAGCUCCGGCCAAUGCCUGCCGCUGGCCUCCCCGGCGAUCUUUUCGGCCUGGGCAUCGCGUCGAGGAUCCGCACAGAUCGCAACUCGACGGCGAAGGCGUCGACGGACUUCGGCCAAAUGGUGAAGUCCGCGCCGGAGGCCGUGUUCCAUCCCGCCACGCCCGCGGACAUCGCCGCGCUCAUCCGGUUCUCCGCCUCGUCGGCUGCGCCGUUCCCCGUGGCGCCGCGCGGGGAGGGCCACUCCUGGCGCGGACAGGCGCUCGCCCCGGGAGGCGUUGUCGUGGACAUGAGCUCGCUCGGGCGCGGUCACCGCGCGGCCCGCAUCAACGUGUCCCCGGCCGGCGCGGAGCCGUUCGUCGACGCCGGCGGAGAGCAGCUGUGGAUCGACGUCCUCCGCGCGACGCUGCAGCACGGCCUGGCGCCACGCGUGUGGACGGACUACCUCCGGCUCACCGUCGGCGGCACGCUCUCCAACGCUGGCAUCGGCGGGCAGGCGUUCCGGCACGGCCCUCAGAUCGCCAACGUGCACGAGCUCGACGUCGUCACAGGGACAGGUGAGAUGGUGACAUGCUCCAGGGACGUGAACUCGGACCUGUUCUUCGCAGCUCUGGGUGGAUUGGGCCAGUUCGGGGUCAUAGCCCGUGCUCGGACCCGGCUUGAGCCGGCGCCCAAGAGGGUGCGUUGGGUUCGGCUUGCCUACUCGGAUGUCGCCACUUUCACCAAGGAUCAGGAGUUUCUCAUAUCAAACCGAACUGGUCAGGCCAGGUUCGACUACGUUGAAGGCCAGGUCCAGCUCAACCGGUCCUUGGUCGAAGGCCCCAAAUCAACACCGUUCUUCUCCGGCACCGAUCUUACUAGGCUUGCUAGGCUCGCUUUCAGGACUGGGUCCGCGGCAAUCUACUACAUCGAAGCUGCCAUGUACUACACCGAGGACACCGCCAUAUCUGUGGACAAGAAAAUGACGGCACUCCUGGAUCGGCUUAGCUUCGAGCCAGGGUUUGUGUUCUCCAAGGACGUGACGUUCGUGCAGUUCCUCGACCGGGUGCGCGAGGAGGAGAGGGUGCUCCGGUCAGCCGGCGUCUGGGAGGUGCCACACCCUUGGCUGAACCUCUUCGUCCCGCGGUCUCGCAUCCUCGACUUUGACAAUGGCGUGUUCAAGGCUCUCCUCAAGGACGCCAACCCAGCCGGGAUCAUCCUCAUGUACCCUAUGAACAAGGAUGUGUGGGACGAUCGGAUGACAGCAAUGACCCCAACCACGAACGACGACGUGUUCUAUGCCGUGAGUAUGCUUUGGUCGGCAUUGUCCAUGGAUGAUGUGCCCCAGCUUGAGGGAGGGAACAAGGCGGUGUUGGACUUCUGUGAUCAGGAAGGCAUAGAAUGCAAACAGUACCUGCCACACUACACAUCUCAAGACGGGUGGCAACAACAUUUUGGGGCAAAAUGGAGCAAAAUUGCUGAGCUAAAGGCUAGAUAUGAUCCUCAGGCAUUAUUGUCGCCAGGCCAGAGGAUUUUCUCAAAGCCAGUAGAGGCAUCUGGCAGUGCUUCUGCCUGA
Molecule: messenger RNA, 1617 nt
Organism: Miscanthus lutarioriparius
Lineage: Eukaryota; Viridiplantae; Streptophyta; Magnoliopsida; Poales; Poaceae
Source: the annotation of a GenBank genome assembly